Molecule: messenger RNA, 246 nt
Organism: Ascochyta rabiei
Lineage: Eukaryota; Fungi; Ascomycota; Dothideomycetes; Pleosporales; Didymellaceae
Exons: 1
Coding region: 1-246 (81 amino acids)
Source: RefSeq, a predicted model, not a curated record
AUGAGGAAUCGGGGCUGGUGUUAUUGUUCGCAGCAACUCGCAUUGCAGGGCUCGUCGACACGUACAUCAGCACGAAACCGAGCUAGCUGUGCCUCCACCGCUGAGAUCCCGAGUUUUACCAUUCUUGUCUCUGCGUUAGUUGCUUUGUUGACAAACGCAGACAAGCACGAGCUCUUUGCUGCAUGCGCCGCUUGCGAUGCGGUCGGUGCUGGUCGUCUUCGUUUGGUCUGUGACUCAAGAACUUAG